Pungitius pungitius (ninespine stickleback) is the source of this 677-nucleotide messenger RNA. It is a transcript of the gene pfdn2, whose product is annotated as prefoldin subunit 2. Gene Ontology annotation, cellular component: prefoldin complex; cytoplasm. Bases 68 to 553 code for a protein of 161 amino acids. Gene Ontology annotation, biological process: protein folding. The transcript is spliced from 4 exons. Gene Ontology annotation, molecular function: protein folding chaperone. Lineage: Eukaryota; Metazoa; Chordata; Actinopteri; Perciformes; Gasterosteidae. The record is from RefSeq and is a predicted model, not a curated record.
GCAGGCACUCGCAUGAAACAGCUCCGGACCUCCGGCCCGGGGUCCUUCACGGCAACACCCUUCCAAGAUGGCAGCCAGCAGUAGCAGCACGGGCAGCAAACCCAGCGGCAGCGCCGGCGGAAAACCGUCCGGCAUUUCAGCCGAACAGGUGGUGGCGACAUUUCAGAGGAUGCGUCAGGAGCAGCGCGGCAUGGCCUCUAAAUCUGCAGAGCUGGAGAUGGACAUCAACGAGCACAGCUUAGUGAUUGACACCCUGAGGGAAGUGGACCCUUCGAGGAAAUGCUUUCGUCUAGUAGGAGGAGUGUUGGUGGAGAGGACGGUGAAGGAAGUUCUACCAGCUCUGGAAACCAACAAAGAACAGAUCACCAAACUAAUGGACACCAUCAACACGCGGAUGCAGACGAAAGGACGGGAGCUGACGGAGUACAGGGAGCGCUACAACAUCCGGCUGAUGGGCGAGGGCGAAGGAGAGGCUCAAGGCCCGUCGGCGGGGUCUUCCAGGGACAGCGAGGGGGGCGGGUCUAAAGGCGGAGCCGGCGUUUUAGUGUCGUAGUUUGUGACGAGAGGAGAUUUUCUGCAGUGCUGAAAACGUGUUUGAAAUUCAUGAAAUCUUGGUUUCACAACGGAACUUUUCACAGGAAAACAUUGGGUUUGAUUAAAUUUCCGCUUAACAUGCU